Messenger RNA from Macadamia integrifolia, 1050 nucleotides. RefSeq names its product protein ALP1-like. Bases 1 to 1050 code for a protein of 349 amino acids. The transcript has a single exon. The record is from RefSeq and is a predicted model, not a curated record. NCBI's taxonomy places the organism in Eukaryota, Viridiplantae, Streptophyta, Magnoliopsida, Proteales, Proteaceae.
AUGAGUGCCAAGGGUUUUCUGUAUGAUACAAUUAACAUUCAAGUGGAGAAACAAGUGGCUAUUUUUUUAUACGCAAUCGGUCACAAUGUUAAGAAUCGCAUCCUCUUACAUAUGUUUAGGCAUUUAGGUGAAACUAUCAGUCGGUAUUUCAACGGUGUUUUGAGAGCAAUUCUUAAAAUGUACCCGAUAUUGUUGAAGCCUCCGAGUACUAUAACACAUGAGCGAAUAUCAGGUAACCAUAAGAGCUUUUAUCCUUACUUUAAGGAUUGCAUUGGAGCCAUAGAUGGAUCGCAUAUCCCUGCAUGGGUACCAAUUGCUCAACAUCGAACAUUUCUAGAUUGGAAGGGAAAUAUAUCGCAAAAUAUUUUAGAAAUUUGUGAUUUUGAUAUGAAGUUCACAUAUAUACUUUCUGGUUGGGAAGGAUCAACAUCUGAUUCACAAAUAUUAGAUGAUGCUAUUCAUAGAGAAGGUGAGGCGAAGCUACUAGUUCCUAGAGGUAAAUUCUAUCUUGUAGAUGCAGGGUUUGCAAACCAGAAGAGGUUCUUAAGACCCUACCGUAAUGUUCGAUACCACUUAAAAGAGUGGAGAAAUUCGAAUGUUUCACCUGCCGACAAGAAAAAAUUGUUCAACUUGCGUUAUUCAAGAUUACGUAACAUAAUUGAACGGGCUUUUGGACUGUUGAAGUCAAGAUUCAAGAUUUUGAAAACCCAACCAGAGUAUCCUUUCAAGACUCAGGCUAAGAUUGUACAAGCUUGUGUUAUGAUACACAAUCACAUCCUUACCCAAAAUAGUGUUCAAGAAGAAGAGGAAUGGCUUGAACAGGAAAAUGCAGUUACAAGUGAGGAUACUAAUGAAGAAGCAGAAGACAGUGAUGAAGGUUCUGAUGUUGAUGAUGAAGAUAACUUUGAUCAGGAUCAAUUCCAAGAGGAGAUGGCUGAUCAUAUGUGGAAUGAUUGGAUUGCAGGAGAUGAUUCAGAUGAAGAAAUGCAUGAUUCUCAGUCUAUAUCUUCUUGUGAUUCUUCAUAUGAAUCACAAGAAGAUAUAGACUGA